AUGCAGCUCCCCUGUGCCGUCCGCGCCCUCUUCUUCCUCUUCCUCACCAUUGAGGCCGCUCCUACGCCACAGACCGCCGGUGCCUCGGGAGGAGACCUCUCUACGCUGAGCGGCGUCAGCGGCCCGGAGACGAAUGGAGACACCGCCGCCGCCCUCGGCGCCGUCUCGAACAGUGGAUAUGUCACUGCAGCCAACGCCGGGGAUGUCGCCAACGUCUUCAGUGGCAACAACAACACCGAGAACAACCUCGCCAACGAAAACGAGAUCGUUCCUGUAAGUCUGAACAGUAACUCAGCCUCUAAUUCUAUUCCCAUCAACGUUGCUCCUUCUGUACGUAACUCUUUCUUCAGCUGUCGCCCUCACUUGGAGCGGCUGAGAAUUCCUGGCUAA
Cladophialophora carrionii CBS 160.54 is the source of this 390-nucleotide messenger RNA. RefSeq lists its product as uncharacterized. The transcript has a single exon. Lineage: Eukaryota; Fungi; Ascomycota; Eurotiomycetes; Chaetothyriales; Herpotrichiellaceae. The record is from RefSeq and is a predicted model, not a curated record. The coding region runs from base 1 to 390 and encodes 129 amino acids.